AUGGUUCCCAGCGACCUUGAUCGCGACGGGAUUCGGCAUUUAACCGCCGCAACCGGCGCAGCUCCUCACGGGGGCACCGGCCGCGAAGGAUGUGACGUCAUCAAUGACCGCGCCGCGGUUGCACUGCUAGACGCGCGGCGGGAGCAGACACAGCAUGACGGCGCCGGGCCGGCGUCGCGAGUCGCCACGGAAACUUCAUCCGCGGCGGAUGUGGAGCAAUGGCUGCGCGCGCUGGAAGAGGUUAGCGGCGCGACAGACGGCGACAUUGCCGGCGCGGCGCUGGCGCCAGGCUUGCAGAUUCCCCUCGACUUGCUCCAACAGUCUGCCGACGCCGCGUUGUUCGCUCAGCUUCAGAUGCUCUCCUCGCCGCCAUUCGACGUGGCGUCGGCACUUGAACUUCACGACACGGUGGUAACCAGACCUGUGACCGGCGGAGCGAGUUCCUUCGCGCAGAACGUUCCGACAGCGACCUCAGGCCCAAUCGCGCGACACGGAUUUUCCGCGCCGUUUGGUGUGGAAUCUCCGCGCUUGUCGGCCACUGGAAGCGUAUCCGAUCAGAACCAACGGCGCUUCGCGACUCGGGGUCGUGACGGCGACGCGAGCCGCAACUUUCAGGCUUUGACUCUCACCCGGCCUGGGGACGCCACAGUAACAACAGCGACUCCGAGUCAGGCUGAGCGAGACGCGUUCCCUGGCGGCGACUGCCGCUUUACUAGCGGCGGCGGCUCCACGUUCCCCCCAAUCUCCCCGACUGGCGGAAUCUCCCCGCACCACCCGACGACCCACAGUCGCGGCGCGGCUGGCGGCGCCGCCGCGGCGACUCAGAAGGGGUCGCUGCUCGCCGCGCCCUCCGCCGCCGGAUCCGGCGCCCUCCCGCUGUCCAAAUGCGCGAGCAGCAAGCUCGCUUUGGAAAUGCUGCACAAAAUGCGGCAAGGCGGGUUGGUGUUACCAGGAGUGCUAGCACCUGGUGCGCCCAUGCUCUCCGCUUCUGAUGCUGCUAUGCUCGCGAAUGAUGGCGCAUUUGGGGGUUUCGACGGUGCGGAAGACAUCAAGACAGAAAUCACGGCCGCUCGUGCUGCUCCUACUUCUGCUUCUGCUCCUGCUCCUGCUCCUGCGUCUGCUCCAGCUCGUGUUUCUCCUUCUCCUGCUACCCCGGCACUUUCCGGCGUCCCACAGUCGCUGAUAAGCAUGCGUGGGGCGGAUGCGUCGGGUGCACUGCUGAUCGGGAGCCGGCCAAGCCAACCGGCUGUGAGAUGUCCACGCACGGCAAAUCGGCCGAACCAAGCAGGCGUGAAGUCACUGCGAGCAUUAGCAGGAGAGGGGGGAACCCCUGGUGAUGCGAGACGCGGCAGCGGGGAUGGAAGCACGCAGGCGCUGGACUCACCCCGCGUGGGCACAUCAGAUGCAGGAGGGGCAGCAGCAACAGCAGCAGCAGCAGCAGCAGAAGCAGCGGCGGCGACGGUGGCAGUACGGGCGGCAGGAGUGAAAGCCCAGACGUUGUCGGAAGGCCGAGGAGGUGCGGGACCUGCCACGUCAACGCCGUUGUCAGGAGGCGGGGCGGGUUUGUCGGCUGGAUUGUCGGCGGAGGAUGACUGGCGGCCGCGCAGCCGAACGCGGUUUGAUGCUGAGGCGAUGCGGAAGGGGGAGAUCAAGCCACGGAGCAUGAAGGAGAGACGGCGGAGAGACAAGAUCAGUGAGGGGUUGAGGCAGCUAAGGCAAGCCAUACCAGAAAGUCUUCUGGUUGCACAACAAGAUAUGGGUGCUAUGAUCGAAGCAGCAGUACUACACAUAAGCAAUCUACAGGCCCGAGUGAGCAAGCUCGAAAGAGGUGAAGCAAUUGAAGAGAUUGUAGACAGAAUGCAGCCAUGA
Molecule: messenger RNA, 1869 nt
Organism: Closterium sp. Yama58-4
Lineage: Eukaryota; Viridiplantae; Streptophyta; Zygnematophyceae; Desmidiales; Closteriaceae
Source: the annotation of a GenBank genome assembly